CCUAUCUUUCAGAAAUUUUGAUUGACGUCAAUAUCAUCUAUUAAUUGUUAAGAUUAUUUUAUAGUACCCAUACCCAAUAACUUAUAAAAAUUGUAAAAUGUAAAGCAACUCAGUUACAUUUAUUAUUCCCGUUAGCAAUCCCUCAUAAUGUAUUUUUGGUGAAAGUGGCAGUAAAAAUGGAGUAAAAUUUUCAAGUACGCCUACCCGAAAUCUGUUAGCGAUGGCAUCUAUCUACAAAACUGUUCGUGCUGCUAUUAAUUCCCAGAUAAAAACAAAAAUUGAUAUGUUUCGCUGGGUUCCCAGUGGCGAUGAAUUGGGAUCGCGCUUUCGUAGCAGCAGUUGCUCUGGUGGUGGUGACAAAGGCGAUAAGCAGCCCGUACUAGGUCCCAGUUCUGGGGACAGCAGUAAUCCCGGUGCUCCUACUAUGUAUGAUUCUCGCAAGUUGGGUCACAAGCUGUCCACUAACGAUGUGUGCCCCAACUUUGAGACUUUGCCAAACAUUCCCACUGGAGUCUUUCGAAACACAUCAGGAGAGGUCCUCGGCCGAGACGCUGGCAAAUGCUUGUACUAUCAAAAUCCGGAAUAUUUUUCUUUCCACCACAUGAGCUUUUAUGAUUUAAACAUCGCUUUAAGAAAAUACCGAAGACCUUCUCCAAAAAGUGGCAGGAAACCCAUUUGAUGUUUAUGUGUAGAGCAUAAAAAUGAAUAAGAUUAUCAUCACAAAUUUUAACCUUGCAACCUCCUCAGGGUUAAAAUUUGACGCAAAGUGGUUUCCAUAGCAAUCAGAGACACUGUUUACUUUUGUCUAAGACGGGAAGAAAUAUAUUUUAUUUCCUAGCCUGUGGGAUAAUGACCUACUACUUCUAUAGUACUCUCACGGCGUUCUAUGUCGCAUUCCUGUUGGCAAUAUACUCUCUCUCUCACUCUCUGAAAGGACACUAGGCACGCAGACUGAAUUAAG
Helicoverpa armigera (cotton bollworm) is the source of this 961-nucleotide messenger RNA. RefSeq lists its product as uncharacterized. The record is from RefSeq and is a predicted model, not a curated record. Bases 221 to 679 code for a protein of 152 amino acids. Gene Ontology annotation, cellular component: mitochondrion. The transcript has 3 exons. Lineage: Eukaryota; Metazoa; Arthropoda; Insecta; Lepidoptera; Noctuidae.